Molecule: messenger RNA, 3655 nt
Organism: Callithrix jacchus (white-tufted-ear marmoset)
Lineage: Eukaryota; Metazoa; Chordata; Mammalia; Primates; Cebidae
Source: RefSeq, a predicted model, not a curated record
AGGGACUCUUGUAUGCUCAUCCAGCCAACAGUUAUAAGUGUCACCCUCACACAUGAACAGAGACCUCUGGUGAGGUCCUGACACAGUCCACAGUUGGAAAUUUGACUGUCAUGUACACAUCUAGUCACAGGAGUGAUGGUAGUUCACAGGCACAGCGAUGACUCUCAUUACUGGACCCAGCCAAUUAAAAACAAGCAAACCCAAAAACAUGCUGACCCUUAUAGUUAGGCUUAAGAAAACUGCUAGUGUCCUGGGUCUCCUACCUGUGUGAAAGUCACCGCAGAUUAUUAAACUUAUGCAUGUUGUAUAGUGCCCCCUGGUGGUUCAGAGUUUUACACAGGGUGAAUUUAUGACUGAUAUGCAGGCAGAGCUAACAGUAUUGUCACAUUGGUGCAGAGCCCAGUAAUACAAAGCAAUCAUGUUUUAGGCAGAGCCCUAGGAGCAGAAAAGAGUCACAUUGCCGAGGUGCUGGGUCGAGCAAUGUGUCACCACACCCCUUGAGAAAAAAGCACAGGUAAGAUAGUCACAUCAACUAGGUGAAAGACCCCAGCAAUAUUUCACAAUCUUCUCUGGAGUCAGAAACUGGAUAAUAGAGGAGUGACAUCAGCUUGGUACUGGGCCCAGUGAAAUGUCAUGUUGGGCAUAAGUCCAUGAGUCAUGAUCUCAAUGGUGUGCUGGAUCCAUGCACGACAGCAUCAAUCUGCCCUGUGCACUGCCUUCUUAGCAGAGUGACAGCCUCACAGGUUUGCUGAAUGUUGGUUGGAGAGUCAGAAACCCAAAUGUGAGGACAAUCUGCAUAUGAGAGUCAAUCAUGGCUUUGGGUGGGAGACUCAGAACCUCCACAGUCGGCUGUGUUCAUGUGAGAUGAGUCUAUACUGCUGGCUGGGUGUGCCUAUCUGUGUCACAAUCUCAGCUGUGUGCAGUGCUCAGGCAGAAAAGAGAGUCAAAUCACCUAGGUGAAUAAUUGAGAAAUUUUACUCUCUUUCAUUAACCUCUUCUAUACCUCUAUCGGCAAAGCCAAUGGAGGAGAGUUGCAUCCCUUAUGUUUUAGACACAGCUAUAGGUCACACUACACAAUGUAUGCAGGGCCCAGGAAGUAGAGGGAAGUCAAGUAACCUAGGUGCUGGACCCAGUGAUACAUCACAACACCUCCUUGGAGAGAGCCCAAGCAGUAGAGGAGAGUCACAUCAUCUCAGUGCUGAGUGGAUGGCUCACUCAUGAAAGUCACGCCACCUAGGUGAGGGACUCAAACAUCUGUUGCAAUGCCCCCUUGUGGGUAGGGCUCAGAAGGAAAAAAAAAGGCACAUAACUUAGGGGUUGGGCCCAGCUUCAAGUCACAAUCAUUCCAGUUGAAAGAGACAGGACAUGAGAGGUGUGAUGCAUCUCAUAGAUGCGGGGCCCAGUAAUAUGUCACAUUCCUCAUGUGGAUGGGUCCUAUGAAUAAGAGAAGAGUCACAUCAUCUAGAUGAUGGGCCCAGAGAAAUGUCCCCAUGCCCCCUGUCACCUGUGUGCUGGGGCCAGUCAUAAGUAACUGCCUUUGUUGUUGUUGUUGUUUGUUUGUUUGUUUUUAAUGAGACAGAGUCUUGCUCUGUCACCAGGCUGGAGCACAGUGGCUCAAUCUUUGCUCCAUGCCACCUCCACCCUCCUGGGUUCAAGAGAUUCUCACACCUCAGCCUCCCAAGUAGCUGGAGCAAUAGGCAAUUGCCACCACACCCAGCUAAGUUUUGCAUUUUUCGUAGAGAAGGGCUUUCACCAUGUUGACCAGGAUGGUCUUUAUCUAUUGACCUUGAGAUCUGCCCACCUCAGCCUUCCAGAGUGCUGGGAUUACAGGCGUGAGCCACCACACCUGGCAGUAACUGCCUUCUGUAGGCAUGGCCAGGCAAGAGAGGACAAUCACAUCACCUCGCUGCUGGUCCUAGAGAUAUGCUACAAUCUAUUCUAUGGGCACAGUUCAGGUAAGAAAGGAGGAAAGUCACAUUAUCUAGGUGAUUGGCUCAGAGCUAUGUCGCAAUGCCCCUACAAGGCAGAAUCCAGGCAGGAAACUCAAAUCACCUUGGUGCCAAACACAGCAAUAUGUCACAAUCUCCCCUGUAGGCAGAACCUGAGGAAAAGAGUCACAUCAAUUAGAUGUUGGCCCACUGAGAAGCCGUAAUCUUCCCUGUGGGCAGCAAAGAGGCAGUAGAAGAGGUUCACAUUACCUGUGUGAUUGGCACAGAGAUAUGUCAAAAUGCUUUCUGCGGGCAGGCCCCAGGCAGCUUAUGGCUGGCUUUGGGUAGGACACUCAACCUCAACAGUGGGCUGUGUCAUGUGGGAUGAUGACAGUCCAUACUGCUGUCUGGGUGUGUGUAUCAGUGUCACAAUCUCAGCUGUGUGCAGUGCUCAGGCAGAAAAGGAGAGUCAAAUCAUCUAGAUGAAUAAUUAAGAAAUAUUAUUCUCAUACCAAAAUUAUGUCACAAUGACCCAUACAAUCUGGGCACAGGUAGAAGAGACAUAUAACCUGAGUGCUGAGUGCAGGGUCUAGAAAUAUGUGCUCAUGUAGGCAGGGCCAAGGCAGAAGAAGAGUAACAUCACACAGGUUCUGGGUCUAGUGGUAUGUCACAAUUUCAUCUGUGGGCUGGGUUCAGGUGGGAGACUCAAAUCAUGCUGGGUCCUGGGCACAUGAUAUGUCACAAUCACACCUGUAGAAAGAUUCAGGGAUGAGAUGAACAAUCCUGCACAUAUCCCAGUUUUAGGUAUUAGAGUCAACACUUCCUGAAUGUUGGGUCCAGCUACUUGAGGCACAAUCUCAUCAGUGAACCGGAUCAUCAGAGUCUCAAUUUCUAUUGCAGACUGUGUUUGCUUAGUGAAGUCCCAGCCUCUCUGGAGUGCUGAAUUCUGGUCUAAGAGUCACCAAUCCACAUUGGACCACAUAUAUGUACAAGAGCCUUUUAAAAAAAAAGUCUUCUGACUGCCUCUGGGUGUGAGAUUCAGAUCUCAACAGUGCACUGUGUUGAUGUAGGAGGUUGAUCAUCUUUACUCUCAGCUUUGUGUUCAUAUGAGUGUCACAAUCUCACGUGUCUGCCGGGUCCUGUAAAAACAUUCUCUGUGCCAACUGAUGGCAUUAUACAGUGUGCAUUAGUGUCACAAUUCAUGCUCAGAAAUUCAUGCUGGAAUGGAUCAAUGAUGGUACCUGUAGCCCUAAGCCAAGAUUUGGGAGUCAACGUAACUCCAGCUAGCUUGGUCCAGAUAGGAGAGUCCUGCCUAUGAGUGGAUUUAGAAAUGAGUUACCAGACUGCCAAGCCGGGCAUCAGGGAGAUGACCGAGACCGACCCCAAGACCAUGCAGGACUUCACCUUGGUGGUGCAGACACUCCUGCAGCAGAUGCAAGGGAAACUUCAGACCCUGUCUGACCAGAUCAUCGGGAGAAUUAAUAAUACGGGUAGUCACAUUGACAAUCUAAAGAAGAACAUCGCAGACCUCAUGACACAGGCUGGGGUGAAAGAACUGGAAGGUGAAAACAAGAUACCUGCCACACAAAAGAGUUGAAGCUUGAUAAUAAUUUGUACUAAAAUUUUGAGCUCCAUUUUUCCAAGCCAAGAAAGAUUGAAGAAAUUUUUCAGCUAACUACAAUGGCAGACAGGUUUAUAUUAUAAAGUAUGCAUUCCUAUCACAUAAU